AGGGCGCCGGGCGGAGGGAAGCGGCCCGCGGCGGAGGGAGGGGAGGCCGAGCGCUGGAAGCGGAGCUCUCCGCGCUGGGACUGGUUCCUUCGCAGCCAUUUUCUGUCCAACCAAACAGCCGAUUGGAGACGGGAGCCAACCAGGGCUGCAUUGGAGGUUGAAAUUGGGUGAUUAUCAGACCCCGGGUGAAUAUCAGACCCUGGUGUGGAAGGGUGUUCUUGUGCACCACUGACAACACCGUUCUGACAGUAUUUCAUGACCAUGGAUGGAGACAGUUCUACAACAGAUGCUUCUCAACUAGGAAUUUCUGCAGACUAUAUUGGAGGAAGUCACUAUGUUAUACAGCCUCAUGAUGAUACUGAGGACAGCAUGAAUGAUCAUGAAGACACAAAUGGUUCAAAAGAAAGUUUCAGAGAACAAGAUAUAUAUCUUCCAAUUGCAAACGUGGCGCGGAUAAUGAAAAAUGCCAUACCUCAGACGGGAAAGAUUGCAAAAGAUGCCAAAGAAUGUGUCCAGGAAUGUGUGAGUGAGUUCAUCAGUUUUAUAACAUCGGAGGCCAGCGAAAGAUGCCAUCAAGAGAAACGGAAGACAAUCAAUGGUGAAGACAUCCUCUUUGCUAUGUCCACCCUCGGUUUUGACAGUUACGUAGAACCUCUAAAAUUGUACCUUCAGAAAUUCAGAGAGGCAAUGAAAGGGGAGAAAGGCAUUGGUGGAGCAGUCACAGCUGCAGAUGGAUUAAGUGAAGAACUAACAGAGGAGGCAUUUGCUAACCAGUUACCAGCUGGUUUAAUAACUGCAGAUGGUCAACAACAAAAUGUUAUGGUCUACACAACAUCAUAUCAACAGAUUUCUGGUGUUCAACAAAUUCAGUUUUCAUGAUCUGAAGAAAUGAUGAGUGGAGUAGGAAAAGCAAGUCUGUACGAUUCCGAAGCAGAGACAUCAGAAGGACUGGGAAAAGCUCUCUCUCUGUAUAUUAAAUAGCUGUAAUGUAGCUUCCUGAUGCUUGACUAAUUGAGGUGUUAAUUCUGACUUGAGAAUCUUUUUCAUGAAUGAUUUUAAAGAAAAAUUUGGAUUUUAAAGGUAUUAAAGUAUUUUUGUUUUGUACGAGAGUUUGUUGCUCUGUAUGACUCCUGUAUGCAUUGUAUAUUGCAAUUUAUUACUGUCAGAGAUUUGUAGACAGUUUCUUAUUUUCAUAUUGAAUCAUGUUACUUUUGUAAUUCAAGUAAGCAGCUGGGUUAAUUCAUGAUGUUUGCCCUUUUAAUAAAAUACAAGGGUAGAGUUCAUUUUGAAUGCAAGUUGCCUUUAUUAUAAAUUUGAGUUUGUCUUGGUUAUAUCUUGCAUGAUGACCUAGCUAGAUUUUUAACAUUUGCCAUAUUUAUUAAAAUUAAUUUUUUGUAAAACAUUCAUAGCAUAAGCAGCACCAUUUUUAAAAAAUGUAACUGAAAAAUUAAGUGUGAAUGCAGAAGCAAAUACUGUCUGCCCUAUUGAACUUGGUGCCCAUCAACAGUGUUUUCACUGUUCAUCGUGCCUGUUAGGAUAGUUUUAGUCCAUUGGAGCUUUGUUAAGACUCCUUUUAUUUAUGAGUGUUGGAAUUCAUUUAAAUUAAUGUAGUCCUAGUGCUCUUGAAAUGGUGCCCCUUUCAUUUUGUAUAAGAUUUUUCCAAAACGUAUCUCACUAUCCUCUUCCAGAAGAGGGACUACUUUAUAGUCUGAUGAUAAAUGUCCUCAUUUUAUCUUUUUAACUGAAAUGUCAAGUUUCCGGUUAUACUAUGGGAACCAAGAAGCAUCAGACGUCAUUGUCUGUACACUGACCUUUUCUGCAUGGUGAGUGGACAGAAUGAAGAGCUGAGUGCGUGCUGUGAAUGGUGAGAGAGAAGCCGCCAGCUUCUAGUGUGCUGUCUUGAUCUUUGCAAUAAACGAAACCUAGAUAA
This is a messenger RNA of Pipistrellus kuhlii (Kuhl's pipistrelle), 1930 nucleotides long. It is a transcript of the gene NFYB, whose product is annotated as nuclear transcription factor Y subunit beta. NCBI's taxonomy places the organism in Eukaryota, Metazoa, Chordata, Mammalia, Chiroptera, Vespertilionidae. The record is from RefSeq and is a predicted model, not a curated record. Gene Ontology annotation, cellular component: nucleus; CCAAT-binding factor complex. Gene Ontology annotation, biological process: regulation of transcription by RNA polymerase II. The coding region runs from base 256 to 879 and encodes 207 amino acids. The transcript has 8 exons. Gene Ontology annotation, molecular function: DNA-binding transcription activator activity, RNA polymerase II-specific; RNA polymerase II cis-regulatory region sequence-specific DNA binding; protein heterodimerization activity.